Condylostylus longicornis is the source of this 1089-nucleotide messenger RNA. RefSeq lists its product as uncharacterized. The transcript has 6 exons. NCBI's taxonomy places the organism in Eukaryota, Metazoa, Arthropoda, Insecta, Diptera, Dolichopodidae. Bases 1 to 1089 code for a protein of 362 amino acids. The record is from RefSeq and is a predicted model, not a curated record.
AUGAGUUCACAAAAUUCUGAUGAUUACAGUGAUCGUAAUUUAAGAAUAGAAAAUAAAGAGAUUAAGACUAACGCAAUUCAUUCAAAUUAUAUACCACCUACUGAAGGACAGCAAAAUCAAGCGAAAGAGAAAACUUUACUUGAAAUUGGUUUUAAAACAAAUGAUAUAUCGGGAUGGGAGGAAAUUAAGCAACCCCCAAAAGAAGACUUGUUAGAAUUGUUAAAUGAUAUGAUAAAAAAUUUUAAAAAAACUGACGUUACAAUUGAAGCAUUUACUAUGAUUUACUGUUGGAUGUUAACUAAAAAGCCAACAGUUAAACGUGAAUUGAUUUUAGAAUUAUUUAAUGCAGCAACUUUUUUGUCAAUAAAAGGAAUUUUAGAUCAAUGUUGGGCAUGUUUAGAUGAUGCUGUUAGAUUUCGUGAAGAUACAGCUUUUAUGCUUUAUUUAGAAGCAGGAAAAUAUAAAAAUGAUUUAAAAGAUCAAAUACAACAAUUAAUGUUAACAAGAAUUUUAUGUUCAUUACUUGAAUCAAAUACUAUUGGAGUGUAUUCUGAAACAGAGGUUUUAAUGGCUGGUGUUCGUUGGUUACAUUAUGAUUUUUCAAAUCGACGGAAAUAUAUUUCUGAUGUAAUAAAAUGUGUUAGAUUUGGUUUAAUAGCACCAUGGCAAUUAGUUGAAUUGAAAAGAAGUACAACAUGCCACGAAAUCCAACAAAUUGUAGAAAAUGUUGACGUACAAAACAUGAUUGAUGAUGGACUAUCAUACGUUACAACAAAAUACUAUUAUGGUAAUCGUGAAGAUGAAUUUCUUGAAUGUCUUAAACGAUUAAAUUUAUAUGAACCAGUUGGAAGACAAUGGAUAUGUGAUAAAAGUUGGGCUGGUCAUGAACAUUGUUUGAAUAAACAAAUAAUAACAUAUGAAAAAUUUUUACAAUAUUUGGAAUAUAUACGAAGUAAGGGUAAAGAUUACUGGAAAGAAUUGGAAUUUAAUAAACAUGGACCAUAUGCUGAUUAUCAUUUACAAGUACGUGCAAAUGAUACAAAAUAUUUUGAUGAUUAUUGUAAAUUCGAGAAAAUUAUGAAAAGUUAA